AUGAAGCAAAGAUUCUCUUCUUUGGAUGUCAAGGUCAUCACGCAGGAAUUGGCAUCGGAGUGUGUCAACCUCCGAGUGUCCAACAUCUACGAUCUGUCCUCGCGUAUAUUCCUUUUCAAGCUCGCCAAGCCAGACCACCGACGCCAACUCAUUAUUGACUCCGGCUUUCGCACUCAUGUUACCCAAUAUUCGCGAACCGCGGCAACAACACCUUCACCCUUUGUGACCCGUCUUCGAAAGUACCUCAAGUCUCGUCGGAUUACAGGUAUCUCCCAAAUUGGAACCGAUCGCAUCAUCGACUUCUCUUUCAGCGAUGGCGCAUACCAUAUCUUCCUCGAAUUUUUUGCCGGUGGCAACAUUAUCUUGACGGACCGCGAAUACAACAUUCUUGCCGUCUUCCGCCAAGUUGCCGCCAGUGUGGGCCAGGAAGAGAUCAAGGUCGGACUUAAGUACACUGUAUCUAAUAAACAGAACUAUGAUGGGGUUCCGGACAUCACAGCGGAUCGAGUUCUGCAGACACUGGAAAACGCACAGGCGCUUUUCGCCCUAGAGGGAAAUGCACCCAAAAAGUCCAAGAAAAAGGGAACGGAUGUUCUGCGCAAGGCACUGUCGCAAGGCUUUCCUGAAUACCCUCCCUUGCUUCUAGACCACGUCUUUGCGAUCAAGGAAUUUGAUACUACAACUCCACUGGAGCAAGUCUUGGGGAGCCAAGAUAAGUUGCAGGCCGUGAAAGAAGUGCUAGAAGAAUCGAGGCGAAUUUCCAACACCUUUGAUUCUGGGGAAAGCCAUCCGGGCUACAUUGUUGCGAAAGAAGACACGCGACCCAUCCCAGAAGGAGAGACUGCGUCAAAGGCCCCGGCUCUGCUGUACGAAGACUUCCACCCUUUCAAACCUCGACAGUUUGAAAACAAACCAGGAACAAAGAUCCUGGAGUUCGAACGCUUCAAUGCCACGGUCGACGAGUAUUUCUCAUCCCUUGAAUCUCAACGCCUCGAGUCGCGAUUGACGGAGCGUGAGGAAGCGGCCAAGAAGAAGCUCGAAUCCGUGCGGUCGGAGCACAAAAAGCGGAUCGAUGAGCUCAAAAACGUGCAGGAACUUCACAUCCGCAAAGCGGAUGCUAUCCAGGACAACGUUUACCGAGUCCAGGAGGCAAUGGAUGCUGUCAACGGAUUAGGUCGCGGCAAUCCAGUGGCGCAGACCAUCAAGCUGCCCCUCAAACUGUACGAAAACACAGUCACCCUAGUUCUUGGGGAAGCCGGCGACGACGAGGAUGAAGACGAGGAGUUUUCUAGCAGCGAUGAAUCAGACUCGGACUCGGAGAACGAGGCAGAGCAAGAGACAGCCCGUGCGGAACGAGAGUCUAAGCUAUUGACAAUAGACAUUGACCUUGGCCUGAGCCCAUGGGCGAACGCAUCGCAAUACUACGACCAGAAGAAGCAAGCCUCGGAGAAGGAACAAAGGACAACCCAGUCGUCUGCGAAGGCAUUGAAGAGUCACGAGAAGAAGGUGACAACCGACCUCAAGCGAGGCUUGAAGAAAGAGAAGCAAGUGCUUCGACAGGCUCGGACGCCAUUCUGGUUCGAGAAAUUUAUCUUUUUCAUUUCUUCAGAGGGAUAUUUGGUCAUAGGUGCACGGGAUGCUAUGCAAAGCGAAUUGCUCUACCGACGUUAUCUGUCUAAGGGCGAUAUCUUUGUGCACGCUGACCUUGAAGGUGCGACGCCGAUCGUGGUGAAGAACCGAGCCGGUAGUGCAGAUGCACCGAUCUCCCCAAGCACGCUAUCCCAAGCCGGCAACCUUUGCGUCGCGACGUCAAGUGCUUGGGAUUCUAAGGCUGUCAUGUCUGCUUGGUGGGCGCAUGCUCAUCAGGUAUCGAAAAUCGCAGAGAAUGGUAGCGGAAUCAUGCCCACAGGUGUUUUCCAAAUCAAGGGAGAGAAGAACUUCUUGGCCCCAUCGCAACUGGUUCUUGGAUUUUGUAUUAUGUUCCAAAUCAGCCAGGAAAGCGUUCGGAACCACAAGCAGCGAUUUGACACAUCUGACGUUCCGCAAGCCGCUAUAACUACUACAGAUGAGACAGAGGCUUCUGAGGCGAAGGAUGCCGUAGAGCCAGAAACCCCAGAGCAGACAGAGACCGCCGAACAGGGCCCUGGAGAGAUUACCGAAGAGGCCACCGAAGAGGCAGAGAAGGAAGAUGCGGGAUCUGAAGAUGAGGAUGAAGAUGAGAAAGUCGCCACCAGAAACCCUCUCCAGCGAGGCAACUCGGAGCCCCUGACCUCUCAGCCAAGUCAAGAAUCGGACCCUGAGUCUGAGCCGGAAGAAGAAUCGAAGGAUGAGCCGGAGCAAGAAGUUGCAGAAGAUCAGCCGGAGGGCGAAGAAACCACAACGACAGCAGGAACAGCAGGUCAAAAUUCUGUGCUCGAACAAAAUGAAGAACCGAAUUUGAACGCUCGAGAGCGACGUACCUUGCGACAGGGCAAGCCUCUUGACCGUCCCGCUGAGGAAAAACCAGCUGCACCACGUAUCGCUCCCACUCGCGGCAAGCGGGCGAAAGACAAGCGCGCUGCUGCCAAGUAUGCUCAUCAAGACGAAGAUGAGCGGGAACUUGCUCUUCGUUUAGUGGGUGCCAACAAAGGCAAAGCAGCUAAGGCGGCCAAGGCAGCUGAAGCCAAGGAACAGCGUGAGCGAGAGGCCGAGGCGCAAAGGCAGCGACGCCGGGCCCAGCAUGAGCGUGCCGCCGAGGCCGAGCGGAAACGCCAGGCUCAAUUCACGGAAAAUGGAACGGACGACUACAACGAGGAGACAGCUGCCGCAGAAGCUGCAGAUCUCACUUGGAUUCCAGCCCUUGUGGGCACACCGACUCCGGAUGACGAAAUUAUUGCUGCUAUUCCAGUAUGCGCCCCAUGGGCUGCCCUUGGACGCUACAAAUACAAAGUUAAGCUGCAGCCUGGCUCAGUGAAGAAGGGCAAGGCCGUCAAGGAGAUCAUUGGUCGGUGGGUGUCCGAGACCACGACCGGGAAGGUCAAGAAGGAGCACGCCGAAGAUGUCGGGAUCUCUCGUGCUGAUGCUGAACGCCUCCGGGAACGGGAGGGAGAGCUCAUCAAGGGUUGGAAGGACACAGAGAUUAUCAACACUAUGGUUGUGGGCAAGGUGCGCAUCAUGACUGCAGGAGUUGGAAGCGGAGGAGGUGGUGAGAAGGGUAAGGGCAAAGGUGGAAAAGGUGGAGGUGGAGGUGGCAAAGGAGGUAGUAAGGGCAAGAAGAAAUGA
Molecule: messenger RNA, 3261 nt
Organism: Penicillium mononematosum
Lineage: Eukaryota; Fungi; Ascomycota; Eurotiomycetes; Eurotiales; Aspergillaceae
Product: putative DUF814 domain protein
Exons: 5
Coding region: 1-3261 (1086 amino acids)
Biological process (GO): rescue of stalled cytosolic ribosome; ribosome-associated ubiquitin-dependent protein catabolic process
Cellular component (GO): RQC complex
Molecular function (GO): tRNA binding; ribosomal large subunit binding
Source: RefSeq, a predicted model, not a curated record